GUUCUAGCCAUUUCUGCUCUAACCAGUCUGUAUCAUACACUUAUGACCCUCACAUACCCGAUGAACGUGUUAAAUGGAGAGAAUCCAUGACUAUGUGCAAUAAACUCCAUGACGGAUGUCUUGCUCGAGUAUGGAAUAAUAACACAUUUACACAACUACACGAAAUGCUAUACAAGAAUUCCAUGGAAAACAACACAGAAAAAUAUUGGGUUGGAAUUCAGUACCGACGAUCCGCAGUUUUUAAGCCUUUUGAUAGAUUUUGGUGGGGUAACGGACAAAGAGUCUCAUCUGUAGAAUUUCUGCUAAAAAUUGUGGAUCUCUCAAGCGUUUUUCCAUCUGGAAACCGUCGUUGUAUUGCAAUUACAAGAGAGGAUAAACUAAAACCUAUGAACUGUAAUAUCAAGUUAAGUUAUGUAUGCCAGACAGUGGCUAACGCGACAACAUCACCCCCUUCGGUAACUAGCACAACAUCUCCUUCAACUGAAUCAGCAGCAACCACAACAUCUCAAACAACUGCUAGUACAGCAAAAGUUACAUCUAUACCCACUUCUAGUGCAACAGAAGUAACAUCCAAACCAGCUUUGAGUACAACAAAAGCUACAGAGAAUUCCAAACCAUCCGAAGCAAGCGCAACUACUCGAGCAGAAGAAAAUAAUCCGACAACAGCAAUUAGCACAAAGCCAUCAGCUAUUACACCUCGCCCACUAACUGGGACAGAUGAGAAGGUAGAGUGCUUGAUAAGAAUGAUAACGAUAAUAAAAAAGAUGAUUAUGGUGGAAGGGAUGUGA
Molecule: messenger RNA, 788 nt
Organism: Exaiptasia diaphana
Lineage: Eukaryota; Metazoa; Cnidaria; Anthozoa; Actiniaria; Aiptasiidae
Exons: 3
Source: RefSeq, a predicted model, not a curated record